Molecule: messenger RNA, 630 nt
Organism: Sclerotinia sclerotiorum 1980 UF-70
Lineage: Eukaryota; Fungi; Ascomycota; Leotiomycetes; Helotiales; Sclerotiniaceae
Exons: 3
Coding region: 1-630 (209 amino acids)
Biological process (GO): nuclear polyadenylation-dependent rRNA catabolic process; U4 snRNA 3'-end processing; TRAMP-dependent tRNA surveillance pathway
Cellular component (GO): cytoplasmic exosome (RNase complex); nuclear exosome (RNase complex)
Molecular function (GO): RNA binding
Source: RefSeq, a predicted model, not a curated record
AUGUCAACAGAAACCUUCGUCCUUCCGGGCGAUCAUAUUGCUCCAGAAUUAUUACCUUCUCACCCAAGUUUACCUCUGAAGCUCGGCCCCGGGUUAAGACAUAUUCCUCCAAAUACAAUUACUUCAACUGUGGCAGGGCAGUUACAGACAGACUCGAGGAAGAACGCGAUAUGGGUUGAAUUCAAUGCUGGCAGAUACAUUCCAACAGUAGGAGACCUCGUAAUUGCUUCCAUUAAAAAGUCAGCAGGAGACGUUUAUUACGCAAAUCUUAGCGAUUUCACAUCAGACGCCAGUCUACCAGUACUCUCGUUUGAGGGAGCUACGAAGAAAACGCGACCGCAGCUUGAGAAAGGCUCAUUGGUCUAUGCAAGAGUUACCCUUGCCAACAAACAUAUGGAUCCGGAACUAGAAUGUGUAUCAGCAUCAACUGGUAAAUCGGAAGGUUUGGGGCCAUUGGAAGGAGGGAUGCUUUUUGACGUUUCCCUCGGUAUGGCAAGACGGAUGAUGAUGUCUCGCCCAGCCGAUCAAGGCGGUUUGACGAUACUUGAGGAGCUAGGGGAGGCAGGCGUUUCAUUUGAGAUUGCCGUAGGAAGGAAUGGAAAAGUUUGGGUGGAUAGACGCGACGCUUGA